Molecule: messenger RNA, 747 nt
Organism: Acanthosepion pharaonis
Lineage: Eukaryota; Metazoa; Mollusca; Cephalopoda; Sepiida; Sepiidae
Source: the annotation of a GenBank genome assembly
AUGUUUGCCUCAGCAAGUUCUUUUCAUUACUUUUUUGUUUCUUUAGUUAUUUUUAACUAUUCUUUCCCAAUUUUAUCAGUAUUUUUUCGCUUUUCCUUUUAUUCUCUUUCUUUUCUUUACUUUCUUUGUCAUUUUAUUUUCUUUUUUUCCCUUUUUGUCAUCUGUUUUUGUUUUUGCGUUUGUUUUUUCUGCUUUUCGUUUUUCAUCUUUCCUUUUUCGUUUUUCGUCUUUCCUUUUUUCCUUUUUCGUCUUUCCUUUUUUCCUUUUCGUCUUUCCUUUUUCCUUUUUCGUUUUCCGUCUUUCCUUUUUCUUUUACGUUUUCCGUCUUUCCUUUUUCCUUUUUCGUUUUUCGUCUUUUGUCAUUCCUUUUUCGUUUUUCGUCUUUCCUUUUUCGUUUUUCGUCUUUCCUUUUUCGUUUUUCGUCUUUCCUUUUUCGUCUUUCCUUUUUCCUUUUUCGUCUUCCUUUUUCGUUUUCUUUUUUCUGCUUUUCGUUUUUCCCUUUUUCUUUUUCUGCAUUCUUUUCCUCUUUCCUUUUCUGUUUAUAACAAGUGUCCUUUAUCAUUCUUUCUUUUCCCACGCUUUCUUUCUAUGUAUGUCCUUCCUGUCGUACUUUCCUAUCUUAGCCUUCUAUUAUGCUUUCUUUCUUCUAUCUCUCUGACACGACAUUUUUAUCUAGUCUAUCAUUAUAAAAGAUCUCAGUCGAGGGCGGGGGCCUCUUCCAAAUAUCUAACUGAUGAUAUGACAUGA